This is a messenger RNA of Clunio marinus, 270 nucleotides long. The record is from the annotation of a GenBank genome assembly. NCBI's taxonomy places the organism in Eukaryota, Metazoa, Arthropoda, Insecta, Diptera, Chironomidae.
AUGGCGAUAGAAACAUUAACUUGGAACAUCAAGCAUUUGAAGUCACCCCACAGCAUGAUAUCACAUAAUGAUGUCAUAAAAGCGUCAAGCAUAAAUUAUGUAUUUGUUCAAUGCAUUCAACCAUUCAAUGACGAUAAAUUGAAUUUCCCUAAAAUGUUGUCCAAUUUACAAAUCAUUGACAUCAAAUUUGCAGUGAUGAGUGUUGAAAAUUCUUGCAUUCAACAUGAAUUGUGUUUCGCACAUCUUGCAGCUUUAAAGUGGAACGCUUGA